CACAUUUAAACUAAUAAUGUUAUUUUGUAGCUCUUCAAUGACUAAUCUUGUCUCAUUACACAAUCUAGAUGCUUGGUUAAUUUUCCUCAAUAGCAUAGCCCGAAUCCCAUUUUCAAAAUUAUUUUAAUGUAUGGAAUUCUCGAACAUUUGAUUCAUUCAAAAGGGGCGAGGGGCGUGUUUGGACUAAGGCAGGGUGGAGGGAUUUCUUGAAAAGAUUAGGAGAGAAUCAGCAGGUCUUCCCGAUCGACACGGGAGCGGCGAGGAAGAUGACGAUGGUCCAGAAAGAGGUUAUCCAGAAGGCAGAGGAGUUGGUGCAGAGAGCCAUGAAGGGGAACGAUGCAUCUCACGAUGCGGCACAUGCCUUCAGAGUUCGAGACCUAGCUCUGUCUCUCGCCCUCGAAGAAGGCCUCUCUUCUUCUCCAGAUUCCAUGUUUAUUGUGGAACUAGCUGCUCUGCUGCAUGAUAUAGGUGACUACAAAUAUGUAAGGGACCCUUCCGAAGCAAAAAUUGUUGAGGAAUUCCUUGAAAAUGAAGGGAUAGAAGAUAACACGAGGACAAAUAUUUUGAAGAUCAUUAAGGGAAUGGGGUUUAAAGAAGAAGUUGAAGGCCAUGCAAAUGGUAUUUCUUCGCUGGAAUUUGGGGUUGUGCAAGAUGCAGAUCGUCUUGAUGCAAUUGGUGCCAUAGGAAUAGCUAGAUGUUUUACAUUCGGCGGAAGUAGGCACCGAGUUCUUCAUGAUCCUAAAAUUCUUCCGAGGUCAGAUCUGUCCAAGGAAAAAUACAUGAACAAAGAGGAGCAGACGACUAUUAAUCACUUUCACGAGAAACUUCUCAAGUUGAAAGACUUGAUGAAAACCCAGGCGGGGAAACGGAGGGCCGAAAGAAGGCACAAAUUUAUUGAGGAUUUUCUUGAAGAGUUUUAUGAAGAAUGGGAUGGCAGGGCUUGAACUGGUCCCAUUUUUCCUGUAUGUUGAAUGAGACUGGUAUUCAUUUGCAACUUCCUUUUACCUGGUAAUGAGUUUUUGUUAUACUUAAAACUGAUUGUUAAAGGUGUGAUUGUUCAUUUGGAAAUUGGAAGUUAUACGUUUAAUUACCAAAUGCUUGUGCAUAAAAGGCUAGUGCCACU
Messenger RNA from Cuscuta campestris, 1123 nucleotides. The record is from the annotation of a GenBank genome assembly. NCBI's taxonomy places the organism in Eukaryota, Viridiplantae, Streptophyta, Magnoliopsida, Solanales, Convolvulaceae.